Messenger RNA from Ascoidea rubescens DSM 1968, 5990 nucleotides. RefSeq lists its product as uncharacterized. The coding region runs from base 387 to 5612 and encodes 1741 amino acids. Gene Ontology annotation, cellular component: membrane. Gene Ontology annotation, molecular function: ATP binding; ATP-dependent chromatin remodeler activity. NCBI's taxonomy places the organism in Eukaryota, Fungi, Ascomycota, Saccharomycetes, Ascoideales, Ascoideaceae. The transcript has 2 exons. The record is from RefSeq and is a predicted model, not a curated record.
GUGAACUGGGUAAUUUCACUCUAGCACUUUGAUUUCAGUGAGAACAGCUAGAGGAGCAACAGAAGCAGCAAUGGAAAGCUGUUUUUUGGGAACAGUCUGCGUGGAAAUGGCUCAGAGAUAGCCUCUUCCUUAGCUAACUCCUGUCCUGUGCAGUUUAUCACUGAUCGAUAUCAAAUGAACGAAAAAAAAAGCAAAAAGCAAAAAAGCAACAGAAGUUGAUUCGACUUCCAUCAAUAAAAACCACUGCUCUCUCUUCUUUUACUCUUUGGAUUUCAGCAACUAAUACAACACUCUGCAAUAAUAGCUUGCACUAGCUCACACUCCUCCACUCACACUCCUCCAUUUUACUCAUAUUCUGGUUUAUUCUAGUAGACCUCUGAUCCCAAAUGUCUGUUUCAACUCCUUUAUUGGACACUACUUUCUACGAUAUCUCUUCAGAUGAAGAAACCUACCAGAAUGACAACAGAUCCCUUUUUUCCACACUGUCAAUAAGCACACUAAAUACCUUUAACAAUAUAAAACAUCGCAUACUAGACUUUUAUGACAGAAAUAUUGGUUUGGGCUAUGUGAUGAUUGCAAUGUUUGCAUCUUCUUUGAUGUUGGUUGGAACAAAAUUGCUAGAAUUCGACGAUGACUACCAGAAAGCAAUGCAUCCUUUGCAGAUUUUAUUUGUCAGAAUGAUCUUUACUGUUAUAAUAUGCUGGACUUAUAUGUACUUUGUACCCAUUCCUGAUGCUCCCUGGGGUCCUAAGAAAUUUAGAUUUCUACUAUGCCUAAGAGGUGUGAUAGGCUUCUUUGGUGUCUUUGGCUUGUAUUAUUCUGUGCUUUACUUGUCUGUCUCUGAUGCUGUUGUUAUAACCUUUUUGAAUCCCUCAAUUGUUGCCCUAGAAGCAUUUAUCAUUUUACGUGAAAAUUACUCCCUAUUUGAAGGCAUAGCUGCUACUCUCUCAUUUGGCGGUGUUAUAUUGAUUGCAAGACCUGCCUCGAUCUUUGGCCAAAGUCAAGACUUUGAUGAUAAUAUAGAAUCUCCUGAUAAUAGCUUGAGAGCUUCGGCUGUUGUUGUAGCACUUUGGGGUGUCUUUUGUGCUGCCUCUGUUGUUAUAAUUCUCAGGCAUAUGGGCAAUAAAGUUCACACUUUAAUCACUGUCCAGUAUUUUUCUUUAUACUGUCUAAUUGUCUCUGCCUUGGGUCUUAUUUUCAUUCCAAGCUUAUCGUCGGUUUGGCCCCAUACUUUGAAACAAUGGUUGUUACUACUACUAGUUAGCGUUUGUGGGUUUUGCAACCAAUUUUUUUUAACUUUGGGUGUUCAAAAAGAGAAAAAAGCUGGUAGAGCUGCGUUAAUGAACUAUACCCAAAUGAUGUGGGCUCUUGUAUGGGACAUUGUAAUCUUUAAUCAUCUUCCAAGUGUUUUAAGUUUUAUUGGUUUCACAGUUAUCUUAGGUUCUGCUUUAGCUGUUUUAUUAUUAAAACCAAAAGAUAAUAACUAUAAUCUUCUACAAUCCAUAGCUAAGACUGCAAAUAACUUGCACAAUUUGAUUCCCUUGGGUGUUUUAUAUUUUUAUGGCUUUCCUAGGCUCGCUUGUCAAGAAGCAAUAGCUCCUGAUGGUUGGCAUUGGCUUAGUCUUCCAUUUGCUCUUUCCCCAAACUUUACUGUUAAUGGAACCAACCACUCGUUAUCAAAUUUGGUCCUCGACUUGAGAUAUCUCUUUGAAAGAUCCCAGAUCAGAAUCACUUAUAAGAUAUUUGGUUUCCAGCUACUAGUGCUCAGAAUCUACGUUGUUCCCAGAGAUAUUGAAAAUCAUGAAUUCAUUUCUACUUUGAAUAACUACUUUUCCAGAGGCAAAUCAAUACAUUGGCAUCAGGAUAAAUACAGAAAAAUAUUAUCAAAUCUUAUUGAAAUAUUGGAUUUUGAUCGAGAUUCAUGGAAUCUUCAUAAAUCAAUUUAUACUAAAUCUCAAAAAUAUGAUAAAAAGAUUCUUGUCUUUCCUUGUUUAAAGGACCAUUUUGAAACCUUUAGUGCACAUCAAUUUGGUGUUAAUAUGCACCUCCCAUUUCCAAACUAUGAUAAAGUCGCUUCAGAAAAUCAAUUCUAUUUAAAUUUUCAUUUAAAUCGAUUGAUAAAUCAAAAAUCUGUUACCCAAUUUAUUUCAUCGAAUUUUAAAAUUGAUUCUUGUGAUAAAAUUUUAAUAGAUUUAUACAACUCUAUUCAUUUUAAUAAACUAGACUUGAAUAAAACUCAAAACUCUUUAUUAACUUCUAAAAAUAAUCUGAAAUCUGAUUUCUCUGUUUCCUACUUUGAACUAGAAGAACUCAUAUCAAAUGUAACCAAUGAUAAUAUUCAAGGAUUUAAAAGUUCCUUAUAUGUUUUCCAAAGAGAAUCAAUCAUUAAAAUGUUAUGUCAAGAGUUUAACUCAAAUUCAAAUUUAUUACCUAAUUUAUUUGCCUUUACGACAAAAGAAAAAAAUCCUAUUAAUAAUCAAAACUUUUAUUUCGAUAUUCAAAAUUUCAGCUUUUUAAAAAAUGGAGAUUACUAUAAGAUUCCCAAAGGGGGUAUAUUGGCAGAAAAUAUGGGUUUGGGUAAAACUUGUAUGUGCUUAGCUUUAAUUUGUCUAACAAAAUAUCAAUUGCCCACUGUUUCACACGACACUUUUAGUAAAUUCUUAUUUUUUAAACAAGAAAACCUUAUAGAAGCUAAAAAAGUUAAAAAACUUACCGAGCUUUGUAUUGACCAGAUGAAUGAAAAAUUAGUUCCUUGGAGGCAAUAUCGAAAUUUUAUUCCAGAAAUUUAUAUUUGCGAUUUAUAUAAAAAUCCACCAUUUGUCAACAUUGCUACCGAAUAUUUUGCUGAUACUAAUCUUCAGAUUAGAAGAUCCCAAAGAAUUUUUGAACAAAAUAAAAAUAAAGAUAAUAAUAAUAAUUCAAGAAAGAUUUUAAUUUCAUCUUCAACUCUUAUUAUUUGCCCUGAUAAUUUAGUCAAACAAUGGGAAAAUGAAAUUGAUAAACAUAUUGAAUCUCAAUUUUUAAAUGUUUUUCUUGCUCCAAUAUAUCUCACUUUUCCUGACCCAUCAGAUUUGUUAGAUUAUGACAUUGUUAUGAUAAGUUUUUCAACAUUUAGCAGAGAAUUACUGAACAAUCACUCACCUCUUCUCGAUAUUUAUUGGAAAAGGAUAAUAGUAGAUGAAGGUCAUGGUAUGAGCAGCAAAAGUUCAAAAAAAGUAGAGCUUUCAAAGAAGAUAUUUGCAGAAAGAAGGUGGGCAAUAACAGGUACUCCAACAGCUGGUUUGACUGAUCUACAUUUAAAUGAGGACUUAUCUUAUGAAGGUGACACAAAUAAAACUGAAAAAAAUGACGAAAAUCCUAAAAGUCUCGAUAGUUCAGAAAAUUCUAAUGAGUAUAUAAUUAAAGGAAAAUUUUCAUCAAAAGAUGAUUUGCAAAAAUUAGGAUUAAUUAUUUCUGGGUUUUUAAGAAUUGAACCAUGGUCAAGAGAUUUUUCAUGCUGGCACAAAUUAAUAGUAAAACCCUUUUUUAACAACAGUUAUGGUUCUGUUCAGAAGUUAAAAGACCUAUUAAACUCUACUAUUAUCAGACAUAACCUAGUUGACAUCCAAAUUGAAUCAGAUUUGCCUCCUCUUCAUCAUAAAGCAAUAUUUUUAAAUCCCUCUUUUCACAAUAAAUUGGCGCUUAAUUUGUUUACUUCUGUUCUAGCUAUUAAUGCAGUAACAUCUGAAAGAGUCGAUCAAGAUUAUAUGUUUCAUCCUAAAAAUGGUAAGGACCUUAAAACAUUAAUUACCAAUUUACAAAGAGCCACCUUUUAUUGGACUGGGUUUUCAAGAUAUGAUGUAGAAAAUUCUUUAGCUAUUUCAGAAAAAUCUUUAAAAAUGAUUAGAUCUAAUGGGGAGCCAUACUAUAAUCCUGAAGAUAGAAAAUUAUUAGAAAAAAGUAUUAAAGUAGCUAAACAAGCUCUAUCAAAUGAUAUUUGGGAAACAAAUUCAGUACUCCAUGAAAUGAGUUAUUUUGUGUCUGGUUUACCUUCUCUUUAUGUUGAAAGUUUCGCUAAUAGUAUUAUUUCAUAUCAAAAGCAUACAAUUGGUCUAUAUUCUUUUCUUCAAUUGAGUGCUAUUCAAAAUUUUUUUUUUAAAAAUAGGUUUUUGAAAGAUGAGGAUGAAAAGAAAUUAGAGAAAAACCUUUUUAAUAGUUCAUGGAUAGGCUGGGAUGAAUCUUGGAAAAAUAAAGAUAAAACCCACAAAAAUAGUAAAGUUACUGAUGUUCAAACAAUUGAAAUUGUGGAACAAAACCUGGAAAAACAAGAAGAAAAUUCUAAGGGAACUUCUACUCCAUCGCCAAAACGUAAAAGCGAGUUAACCAUAAGACUAACCAGCUCAAAUCCAAAAAGCAAAAAUAGAAUGGGUGAUUCUGAUUAUCAUCAUGAUUAUGGUUAUAAUCAUAUUAGAAAUAAGUCUCCAAUUUUAUUGAAAAGCAAAAACAAAAUACUGAUAUCUGAAACUAAAAACGCAAAAAUAAUUGGCACUUUAUCAGCAAAAUUAUCUUAUUUGGCUUCUAGACUAUUGGAACAUCAAUUAACAUCGAUCAAAUCGCUUGUAUUUUAUCAAUUUGAAGACUCUGCUUAUUAUUUGAUUGAGAUAUUAGAUUUAUUGGGAGUUAAUUAUUUUCUUUAUUCGUCGUUUAUUUCUAUUGCGGAAAGAAAUAAAAAACUAGAUGAGUUUAGUAAAUUUGAUGAUGGAGGAGUGUGUUUAAUAAUGGAUUUGAAGCUAGCUGCACAUGGGUUAACCAUUGUAUCAGCAACCAGAGUUUAUUUCAUUAAUCCUGUAUGGAAGAAAGCCACUGAAGCUCAAGCAAUUAAAAGAUGUCAUAGAAUUGGACAAAACAAACCUGUUUAUGUUGAAACUUUAAUCUUAAAGGGUACAUUAGAAGAAGAAAUGUAUAAAAGAAGACACACAAUGAAUAAUAAAAAUGAAUUUACUGAAAAUAAAACAGAUGAAGAAAAUUUGAACCAGAUUGAACAGAUGGAUACAAAUAAAGAAGUUUUUGAAGAUAAUUACAUGCGAGAUUAUUUUUCAAAGCAUGAAUUUGUUGAAAUAAACGAAAACGAACUUGAAUAUUCAUCAUUUUUAGCAUUAUCCACAUCUAAAAAAAUGUUAUUGGUUGAUGACUAUAAGUUUUUUAGUGAAAAACGAUUUGAUAAAAACCAAAUAUUAAAAUAUUUGAAAGAGGAUAAAUUUGGAUUAGACAAACAUCUUGGGAUAGUUGACAAAGAAACUGGAAUCAGAAAAUGGUACAUUUCACUAUUUACAGAAAUGGCAUUAAGAAAAGUUAAUAGAUUUAAUAAGAGUUUUAAAAGGAUAAGCGCUAAAAACACUGGAAAUUAUGGGAAGAAAUUUAUUGAUAAACUCGACAAUGUUUCAAAAUUAUCUACAAAACCAAGUGACCAUAAAGCAAUUCUUAAGAAUCCAAAAAAAAGACUACUCAUUAAAAUAACACUGAGUGAAGAGCUUAAUAAAUUAGGAAUUGAAAAGAGAUUAAAAAAAGAUGGUGAUAAAGUUUUGAGUAAAAAGCCUCCAAAGAAAAAAAAAAAAUUAAGAUUUUGUGAGUAAUCAUUUUAAUAUUGAGCAGAAAAUCGAUUAAAAAUCAACUGUCAUAUUAAUUUCAAUGAAAUUUUAUAGUUGAAAAUGCAUUUUUUGGCAUUUGAUGAUAGAUGAACUGUUUGAGUUAAUUAUAUAUAAAUAAAAGCAGAAAAAAAAAUCGUAUAUAAACAUUAAUACUCUAAAAUUAAUGAAUAUUUCUAAUUUAUUUUGAGUUUUUAAUGAGAAUAGAAUGAACCUAUUGAUAUACAGAUUUUGAAAGAUCAUUGCACAAAAGUAAAAAAAAAAAAUUUACAAAGACCACAAAAGUCGAAUUUUUGAUAUAUUUUAGUUUCUGUUUCUUUUUAAUAUUUAUCUUGAUAUCUUGAUAUCUCACAAUUUUGAUAUUUC